CACUGCUAUAUUAUAUUGUGUUCAUACUUUCCAUCUGAUGCAAGGGUGCAUAUGCUACCUUACAUUCAACCCCUGUUUGUCCCUCAAACGCUCGUGUGCUUGUUGCGCUUCUUUUUCCACCUCUUUGUGCGUGUAACUCCCAUUUGGCUGCGACCCUCCGACCGACUUUGAUGGCUCAAUUAAGAGGGGGGGCGCAGCCUGAGGGACGAGACGGAACAGAGAGACCGGCGAGCUACCGAUCCCGGCGCACUUUUACCAUCAAGCGAGAGAACCGACCGGCGGAGUCUGGUGAUGAAGAACCACACGGGGACGCACGCCCUGAACUUUGCCCUCCGAAGAGUCCUGGGGGAGGCGGACCAGAGGGGAUCGCUCGUGGCACCAGACAGACUCCGCUUCGACUUCACCGCCAAGAAAGCCAUGACUCCAGACGAGAUAAAUGAGACGGAGAAGAUUGUGCAGCGGAUGAUUGAGGCCAACUAUCAGGUAUACGCCAGGGAGACACCGCUCGGGCUGGCCAAGGAGAUCCAGGGACUGCGUGCCGUGUUUGACGAGACGUACCCUGACCCCGUGCGAGUGUUGAGUAUCGGAGAGCCGGUGGAGACGUUGACUGGUGACCCGACUGGACCGUGGGCUGUCCAGUACUCUGUGGAGUUCUGUGGUGGAACGCAUCUCCAUCGUUCAAGCCACAUCAUGUCGAUUGCACUGGUGACGGAGGAAGCCAUUGCGAAGGGGAUCCGCAGAAUCGUUGCCCUCACUGGACCGGAGGCCCUCAAGGCUCAUCGUAAUGCUGGUCUCAUAGAGAAGGAGGUGGGAGACCUGGAGCUGAAGGUGAAGUCAGGGCUUGAAGAUGGCUCCCUCCCCUUCAAGACCGCCACAAAGAUGAUUGUCGAAACCGGUGAUUCUCUCUCAAACUCCCUCAUAUCCCAGUGGAGAAAGGAGACUAUGAGAAGGACACUGAACUCUCUCAAGAAGAGCGUCAUUGACGCCGACCGUGCCCACAAGACGAAGCUCGCUCAACAGGCUGUGGAGCGUGCCAAGGAGAUCAUAGCAGGUCUUGACACGCAGAAGGAGAGUGUCGUUGUGGAAGAAAUGGCCGUCGGUGGAAAUUCGAAAGCUCUUGACACCGCUCUCAAGCAGUUCAAAGGUCAGGCUCCCAACACUGCGGCCAUGUUUUUCUCGCGAGACGAGGACAGCGGGAAGGUUUUCUGUCUCUGUCUCGUACCAAAGGGUCUGGUGUCCAAGGGGUUGCAGGCGGACCAGUGGGUCCAGACCGUCAUUGAGGUGACGGGAGGGAAGGGGGGAGGGACCACCACCACUGCCCAGGCCUCUGGACCCAACGUUGACCAGUUGCCACAGGCUCUCGCUGCCGCCAGGACUUACGCCAACAGCAAGCUCCAGUGACUCCUCAUAGACUCUGACCAAUGAACCUAAUAUUUUAGAAUAAUGAAUAAUUUAUGAGAUUAUGCAACCGGC
Geodia barretti is the source of this 1473-nucleotide messenger RNA. Lineage: Eukaryota; Metazoa; Porifera; Demospongiae; Tetractinellida; Geodiidae. The record is from the annotation of a GenBank genome assembly.